Camellia sinensis is the source of this 411-nucleotide messenger RNA. Lineage: Eukaryota; Viridiplantae; Streptophyta; Magnoliopsida; Ericales; Theaceae. The record is from RefSeq and is a predicted model, not a curated record.
AUGGCAGAGAAGGAAGGAGGAAUCGUCAAGAAGGGCCAUGAAGAGGGCAUGAAAUUGGCAGUCUCUCUGCUUGAAGAGUUUGGACUUCCCUUGGGGCUUCUACCUCUGGCUGAUGUGAUCGAAGUAGGGUUUGUGAGGAGCACAGGGUACAUGUGGAUCGUGCAAAACAAGAAAGUCGAGCACAACUUCAAGAUGGUCGGCAAGUUAGUGAGUUAUAGCGAUGAAAUAACCGGUUAUGUUGAGAAGAAGCGGAUCAAGAAGCUCAAGGGAGUGAAGGCUAAGGAGCUCAUGUUAUGGCCUCCGGUGAGCGAUAUCAUCGUGGAUGAUCCGGCUACCAGAAAAGUUCACUUCAAGAGCUUGGCUGGAAUCACCAAAACUUUCCCAGUUGAGGCAUUUGCUGCUGGCCAGUAA